AUGCCGCUUUCCAUUCUAAUACCAGACAAUGUCGGGCCUCUAAUAGAAGACUUUGAAAACGAAGAUUUGGACUCGCUAUAUGUAAAACAGCGGACGUGGCCGUCCAGAUCAAUCCUAUUCACCGAGGAAAAUGUUGUUGGCUUUGUUAUCCACACUGCAAAGACGCCCGAAUCUUUGCCCGACACCGUGUAUCUCUCGGCGCAGUCGUUGGGCGACUUGGACGAGAAGGACGAGACACAGCCCCGCGAAAAGGAAGAAUCGUCUUCCUUCAAUGCUGUUCUUCGCUAUCCGAUCACAGGUUCUUGCGAUGUCCACGACGAACCGGAAAGCGUGUCCAUUUGGAAGUUUGAUCUCCCCGUUGGAUACACCAGGGGCGGCAAAAUAAAAAUCACAGUCUCCACCGCCAAUACGCAUCUUCAGGCGGGACAGACGGCCGCCGAAAACGUCGAAAAAGGACAUGUGGUGCCUGCUACAGACGUGGCCAAGCUGCUCUCAGACAAUCUCUUUGAAGAACUCAACUUUCGAGUUGCGGGCGAAAAGCAGCCGAGAUACGAGUUCUCUCACAAGUUGGCCGCAUCAUCUCCUGGCAACGAGGCUCCUCUCGAGAAUACAAGCAUAGUUCAAGACACGAACGAAACCGAGGCGGAAAGUACAAGCGUGGAGCUCACUACGUUUUUGCCGCUAGUUUUGAAGUUAAGGCUGACAAAGCCGAGCGGAAGGAACGAUAUUCUACUCACCACUUUGGGUAUCGAGCCUUCCGCAGAAAUGUUGGCCUACAUUGAGAAAACGGGACACAGCGAAAAGUACUACUUCACUAUCCUUGCGCUUGAGGCCACAUUCAAGGGCGAGAAAAUCCGCGAGCUCAGCACUUUUAGCUUCCCGACCCGUUGCUCUUUUCACGAUAUCCUCAACGUUUCUUAUCGUCUUGUCAAUACAGAGUACCUUGACGGACACGUGAACAACACAAAUGAGUCUCAGCUUGCGUCGUCGAAACCUCUCCACUUGAAAAUGAGCGCAAAGAUCCAGAGCAUAGACCACGAGAAUGUGCUCUCUGAUAGAAGCAGCGAAAUACAUACCAUCUGGUCUCCCAUUCUAGAAUUUGGCCUCGUGGCGCCUCCAAUCAGUGAUACGUUGAAAAAAGGUGCCAGGGCCUCUCACUUUGUCACCCAGUCACAAUUUCUUGCAUCGCCGCUUGAGAAAAGCGGCCCACUGCUGCGCAAAGCACUUCUGUUCAAUAACUUGGCCCAGCCCAAGCUUUUGCCCACGCCACAAGCUUCGUCGCCUCACUUGGGCCGGGGUGUUUCUGCCGCAUCGUCCCCGUUGAUUUCUUUGACGAAAAACGCCUCACUUUCGAAGAAAAGUCAAAAAAGCACGGUUUCUAUCCCCGCCAACUCGCCAUCCGCAGUGACAGUUAAUGUUGCCACGUCCAAUUCGUCUCUUUCAGGACUUAGGCUCACUUUCGAGGGCUCGCUCAGUGUUGAGCUUGGCAAGAUUUCGACCUGGAAGAUCCAGGCCAUCAACCAAACAGCAAAAGCUUUGAAUCUCUCCAUUAUAGUCAAAAACUCGAACCGGGCUCCGAUAGAAAAUAAUGGCCUGAAUAUUUAUGGUCUUGGCGUAUCCACCCAGACACUUACAUUAGAGCAAGAUGCCAAGAGACCACAGAUUCAAAACAGAGCACAGUUGUACUACCAGUACAGUCUGUCCAAGUUGAGCAGAGAAGGGGUUAUCGUAUUGAGCAAUGAUAUUCGCCUUGGACCUCUAGACCCACAUGGGGUGUUUGAGUCGGAGAUCCUGUUGAUUGGCAUAUCGAAAGGUGUAUUCAAUCUAGAUGGGUUGAAAGUUAUAGACUUGUCUACGCGGGACGGGAUCGAGUUCGGCAAGUUGGUAGAGGUGUUUGUUGUAUAG
Clavispora lusitaniae ATCC 42720 is the source of this 1905-nucleotide messenger RNA. RefSeq lists its product as uncharacterized. Gene Ontology annotation, biological process: intra-Golgi vesicle-mediated transport. Gene Ontology annotation, cellular component: TRAPPII protein complex; trans-Golgi network. The record is from RefSeq and is a predicted model, not a curated record. Lineage: Eukaryota; Fungi; Ascomycota; Pichiomycetes; Serinales; Metschnikowiaceae.